This is a messenger RNA of Ceratosolen solmsi marchali, 3556 nucleotides long. It is a transcript of the gene AP-1-2beta, whose product is annotated as adaptor protein complex 1/2, beta subunit. The transcript is spliced from 12 exons. Gene Ontology annotation, biological process: intracellular protein transport; vesicle-mediated transport. Gene Ontology annotation, molecular function: clathrin binding. Lineage: Eukaryota; Metazoa; Arthropoda; Insecta; Hymenoptera; Agaonidae. The coding region runs from base 575 to 3361 and encodes 928 amino acids. The record is from RefSeq and is a predicted model, not a curated record. Gene Ontology annotation, cellular component: clathrin adaptor complex; membrane coat.
CGACGACGACAACAACAACAGCGACGACGAAGACGACGACGAUGACGAAGGCAACGUAGACGACGGAUAGGGGGCGUAACAUCGGAGGACUAACGCCGAUCUGUCAUAGUCGAACGGUUGCUUUAUCGUGUUUUCUUGUUUAAGUGGUUCAGGUGAUAAUCAGCAAAGUGUUUCAGAAUUACCUGCAAACGCGUACGUCAUUUUAUAUAUAACAGUAUUUAUACGGCCACAGCGUCAUUCGUAACGCAGCGAUUAAGAAUUUUCACUUGUUUCUUUGCACGCAUCUCUCCUCCUCCUCAUAGUCUUGUCUCUUUUAAAUGCAUAAACAUACACCCUCCACCAACCCCCGACCAUCUUUCGUGUCGAGCAUUCAAAAUCAUUAAUAUUGUCGACGAUUAUCUUCCAAGCGAUCGAUUGUAUUUCUCUUGUAGUUGUCAACAAAUUUAAUGCAUUAAAAAUUUGUCGGCGCAACUGAUAAUGUCUAAAAAUUUUGAAUUUUCUAAGGCCCAUCAGCAGAACGAGAUUUUAAUUCUAGAGCAUUGAUCCAAACGGUCCUGCUGCCUAUACGCCAAAAAUGACCGACUCGAAAUAUUUCACCACCACUAAAAAAGGAGAAAUAUUUGAAUUAAAGUCAGAACUCAACAAUGAUAAAAAAGAAAAAAAGAAAGAAGCUGUCAAAAAGGUGAUUGCGUCAAUGACAGUUGGUAAAGAUGUUUCAGCUCUCUUUCCCGAUGUAGUCAAUUGCAUGCAAACAGAUAAUCUAGAAUUGAAGAAGUUGGUGUACCUUUAUCUUAUGAACUAUGCUAAAAGCCAGCCAGAUAUGGCAAUUAUGGCAGUCAACACAUUCGUUAAGGAGCUAACAACAUCUCCGAUGACUAAGGACUGCGAGGAUCCGAACCCCCUGAUUCGUGCAUUAGCCGUUCGCACCAUGGGUUGCAUUCGAGUUGACAAAAUCACGGAAUAUCUCUGUGAGCCACUGCGAAAGUGUUUGAAAGACGAGGAUCCAUAUGUUAGAAAGACCGCGGCCGUAUGCGUCGCUAAGCUCUAUGACAUUAAUGCCGUCUUGGUGGAAGAUCAAGGAUUUUUGGACCAGCUAAAGGAUUUACUCUCAGACAGCAAUCCGAUGGUAGUGGCAAACGCGGUGGCAGCCUUAUCCGAAAUCAACGAGUCGAGUUCCAGUGGGCAGCCCCUCGUUGAAAUGAAUGCACAAACCAUCAACAAGCUUCUUACGGCCUUAAAUGAGUGUACCGAAUGGGGGCAAGUAUUUAUUCUAGAUUCCCUCGCUAAUUAUUCGCCUAAAGAUGAUAGAGAGGCUCAGAGUAUUUGCGAAAGAAUCACUCCACGUUUAGCGCAUGCAAACGCAGCUGUAGUUCUAUCGGCAGUUAAGGUAUUAAUGAAAUUGAUGGAAAUGCUGCAAUUCGAGUCGGACUUUGUGGGGACUUUAACGAAAAAACUCGCACCACCACUGGUUACCCUACUUAGCUCAGAGCCAGAAGUCCAAUACGUCGCUCUCAGGAAUAUAAAUCUCAUUGUUCAAAAGAGGCCAGAUAUAUUGAAGCACGAAAUGAAAGUAUUCUUUGUCAAAUACAACGAUCCGAUUUACGUGAAACUCGAAAAAUUAGAUAUCAUGAUAAGAUUGGCGUCGCAAACCAACAUAGCUCAAGUAUUGUCCGAGCUCAAAGAGUACGCCACGGAGGUGGACGUGGACUUUGUGAGAAAGGCCGUGAGGGCUAUUGGUCGUUGCGCCAUUAAGGUCGAGCCGUCCGCCGAGCGUUGCGUCUCCACUUUGCUGGAACUCAUUCAGACGAAGGUUAAUUACGUCGUUCAAGAGGCGAUCGUCGUUAUUAAAGAUAUCUUUCGCAAAUAUCCCAAUAAGUACGAGAGCAUCAUAUCGACGCUCUGUGAGAAUUUGGAUACGUUGGACGAACCCGAAGCCAGGGCUUCCAUGAUUUGGAUUAUCGGAGAGUACGCCGAACGCAUUGAUAACGCUGAUGAAUUGCUCGAAAGCUUCCUCGAAGGCUUCCACGAUGAAAAUACUCAAGUGCAGCUGCAGCUGCUCACUGCUAUCGUUAAACUUUUCUUAAAAAGGCCGACCGACACGCAAGAGCUCGUGCAGCAAGUAUUGAGCCUCGCGACACAAGACUCGGAUAAUCCAGAUUUGAGGGACCGAGGGUUCAUUUAUUGGAGAUUGCUCAGUACGGAUCCUGCGGCUGCUAAGGAAGUCGUUCUCGCGGAAAAGCCAUUGAUAUCGGAGGAAACGGAUCUAUUGGAGCCAACGCUAUUGGACGAGCUUAUUUGUCAUAUUUCUAGCUUAGCCUCGGUAUACCACAAGCCACCCACGGCCUUUGUCGAAGGACGCGCAGCGGGCAUGAGAAAGUCAUUGCCCGCGAGGAAUAGCUCGAACGAGGAUGCGGCCACGCGAGCGCAACCCGAGGCUCAAGUUAUUCCAGCCCAAGACUCGCUUAUCGGCGAUUUACUUAGCAUGGACAUUGGCGGCUCGUCCGUAGUCACACCCACACCACAGGCCUCCUCGGGCUUAGGUUUGGAUCUUUUGAGUGGCCUUGAUGCCAUACUCGGAGGUGCUGACGCGGGCCCAGCGCCAGCCGUCUCACAAACCACAACUGGCCUACUCGGCGAUAUAUUUGGCUUUAAUCAAGGCACCGUCUCCUACGUGGCGCCAAAAAUCAAUUGGCUCUCGGCCGAUAAGGGCAAAGGUUUCGAUAUAUGGGGUACAUUUUCGAGAAAGGAUGGCCAAAUAAACAUGGAAAUGAGAUUUACGAACAAAACUAUGCAGCCAAUGGGUGGCUUUGCCAUUCAAUUAAAUAAGAAUAGCUUUGGUUUGACACCUUCGGCGCCGCUCCAAGUGCCGGCCCCAUUAAAUCCUGGUCAGAGCAUUGACACAAAUGUAAUCUUGUCGACUGCCGGGGCAGUACAGCGAAUGGAGCCUCUUAAUAAUCUUCAGGUUGCCAUAAAGAAUAAUAUUGAUAUUUUUUAUUUUGCUUGCAUAGUACCUAUGCAUGUUUACUUCACUGAAGAUGGACAAUUGGAUAAGAGGGUAUUCCUUUCGACGUGGAAGGAUAUUCCCGCUCAAAACGAACUUAAUUACAUUCUAUCUGGCAUAAUGUUAACGACCGAUCAAGUAGUGACGAAAAUGCAACAAAAUAAUGUAUUUACAAUAGCAAAAAGAAACGUAGAGGGACAGGAUAUGUUAUAUCAGUCGCUUAAACUUACGAAUAAUGUUUGGGUGCUCGUAGAAUUGAAAAUUCAACCUGGAAAUCCAGAUAUUUUGUUAUCAUUGAAGUCAAGAUCGGUGGAAGUGGCGGCUGGAAUAUUUCAAGCAUACAAUACUAUUUUACUUUAAUAAAUUUAUAUCAUUCCAUUAAUAUUCAAGUUUUGUGUACAUUUGUUGAUUAUGAUAUUAUCGACUGUUGGUGCCUGAUGCGAACAAAAAAUCUUUAGACCCAUCUCAUUAUGAAUUCUGUAAAAUUCUAGUUUUAGUAAUUUCUUUUAUGUAUAAUUGUGGCAUCAGACUGCAGAUAUAUAUGUAUAAAAUAUA